UCACAGCGGGAGGAAAGUCCGGCUUUAUGUGGGUGGAUGUAGCGGCAGGAGAGCUGGGUGGCUGCCCCCUCUAGUGGGAGGAGAAGUCUGACAAGGAGUUUACAUGGGACACCAAAGUGAGUGGAAGUUGCUCUGUUCCCAGCUGUUACUGUGUGCGAUACUGACAUGCAGAGCUGUACCCGCCUUCAUCUGCCUCUUCAAAUAGAAGCACCGAGCGCACCGCCGUCCCAUCAGCACCCGCAACCCCCUGCACGGAACUCACCAGCCGCUUUAUUCUAUCAUUUAUUGCAAUGAGCAUGGGGGCACCGCUGCCGGACCAUCCCUUGUGAGAAAGUUCAGUCACAGUCAGUCGCAGACGCACAUUGCCGGCAGACUAACGACUCCUUUGCACUUGCUCAAUGUGGAAGCGCUGAAGUGGAGUGCGGGAAGCACGAUGUGGGGGGCCAGGGCAGUUUUCCUGUGCUUGUUGGGCACAUUGCUGUGGCACCAGGUCCUGACUAGGAGAAUCCCUGUAGACACGGGUCAGUGUGGGCUGCCCAAAUCGCAAGAAGAGCUGAAUUCUUUUCUGUGGACCAUAAGGAGGCAUCCACCUGCCUAUCUAUUUGGAACCAUACAUGUGCCAUAUACAAGAGUAUGGGACUUCAUACCCCAGAACUCCAAAAAGGCUUUUCAUGACAGCAACAGUGUAUACUUUGAGCUGGACCUCACUGAUCCAUACACGAUUUCAGCUCUGGCACACUGUCAGAUGCUUCCACAAGGGGAAAACCUGCAGGAUGUGCUACCCAGGGAUCUGUACCGGAGACUAAAGAGGCACUUGGAGUAUGUCAAGCACAUGAUGCCUCACUGGAUGACCCCAGACCAGAGGGGAAAGGGUCUCUAUGCCGAUUAUCUCUUUAAUGCCAUUGCUGGGAACUGGGAGAGAAAGAGACCUGUGUGGGUGAUGCUGAUGGUAAAUUCUUUAACAGAAGCUGAUAUCAGGUCUAGAGGCGUCCCGGUCCUGGAUCUAUAUUUAGCACAGGAAGCUGAUCGGAUGAAGAAGAAAACUGGGGCUGUUGAGAAGGUGGAAGAACAGUGUCAUCCUCUCAACAGGUUAAACCUUUCCCAGGUUUUGUUUGCCCUAAAUCAAACAUUGUUGCAACAUGAAAGUCUACGGGCAGGAAGUUUCCAAGCUCCAUAUACCACAGAGGACCUUAUCAAACAUUACAACUGUGGGGACCUCAAUGCUGUGAUAUUUAGCCAAGAUUCUUCCCAGCUCCCACAUUUUAUUAACACCACUCUUCCCCCACAUGAACAAGUAACGGCACAAGAGAUUGAUAUCUACUUCAGGCAAGAACUGAUCUACAAGAGGAAUGAGAGGAUGGCAAGGAGAGUGAUUUCACUUCUUAAAGAGAACAAUGACAAAAGUUUCUUUUUUGCUUUUGGUGCAGGUCACUUCCUUGGAAAUAACACAGUAAUUGAUGUUUUAAGACAAAAUGGAUAUGAGGUCGAGCACACUCCAGCAGGACAGACAUUUACUGGGACAAAACCCAAAACAAAUCCAACCUCAGAUGAGUCCAUGGCAACUGAUUCUUCUGCAAUGAAAUAUUUUGAUCAUGUCCCUGUGACACCUUCCUUUCUUGGCGAGUCAGAUGAAGAGAUGCUGCCCCCACACCUCCUGUUGCCGGACAGUAUUAGUCAGCUGGAAGAGUUUGGAAAGCAGAAUAGCUGGCAUCGGAAGCAUCACCGGAAUCAAAGACCAAGACAGUUUAAUGACCUUUGGGUCCGUCUGGAUGAUAGUACAACAACAUUGCCAUCAUAUACUAGGAACACCAACGGAGAACAGUCUGCAGAGUCGUUGGUUUGGCUGCCUAAGCAGGAUCAUCAAAAUUACUUGGAUGUUAAACUAUCCCAUUCUCAGAGCAAUUCAUCUCCCAAGUGCCUAUCAGCAUCCCUUGCCUUACUCUAUACUUUAGUAACUUUGUGCAUUAUAACAACAAUGAGAACAGGAUCAUGACUUGAUGUUCUUAGCAAGAGCGGCAAUGGCAACAAAGCUUAUAAGCUAUCAAGUAUAUUUCUUUAACAAAGAGGCAUAGAUGGAAACAUAUUUGUGCUGUAUUAGCCGUCAAUUUAAACACCAACAUUUUCAGUGGAACUUUAAUCGGCAAAGAAAAGAAUUCACUGUGGAAGAAAAGCAUUACUUAUUUUAGACCCAUUUAGUGUGACCUAAACGAUGCUGUUGAUUUGUUUAUUUCAAUUCAUUGUCGAUCCAUUUGAUACCCUUUCUCGAUGUAUGCAAGAAACAUGGAGUAACUAGUGCUGCUUUUAAGGAAGGUCUGUAAAUAGUUCCCAGAUUCAAACAAACAGAGGAUUACCAAAGUACCAUGUUGAUAUCAUUUGCAAUGUUGUGCAAAAAAAAAACACUGGUGAACUCUAUGUUUACAAGAAACCAUUUUUAAAACAUAAAACUUUCAUGGUUCCCUUACAAAUAUAAGUACUUUAUUUGAUGUGCCCAAUAACAAAAUAUCAUAGUGCAGUUAUUUUCAUUUACGUUUCUAUAUAUCAACCUCCACCCUUAUAAAUAGCUACUUGCUUCAGUCAGUGGGUGAUUUGCUGGUGUUUCAGCCGUUGAUUUUAAACUCAGUUUAGUUCAUUAAUGUUUAUAAAGAUUGCAACCUCAAUGCCAGACGAGAAUCUCGUUGCACAGUGUUACUUCUUCUUAAAUAAAGAAUCAUUGGUAUCAUCAGUGUAGAGAUGUGUAGGGAGAUGGUUUAGAGCAGCCUGUUAGGGAAUGGAGUAUCACUGAGGACUGCCGGCAGCUGACUGUGAACAUUAGGAAUAGGUGAGAAGCUGUACCUAUGAUCACUGGUCUAUGAGAGGAUAACACCAGAAAAGAAUACUGUCAGUUAGAACCCUGCUUAAUCAGCUGAUGCUGCAUUAGAAAUGUUUACUGGGGGCCAAAUGUAAAUACAGAGUAAACUGAAAAGUAUGAUUUUAUAUUUUGAACAAUGUACAAUGAUAUAUUUUUGGAUUUGCUCUCUCUAUUUAGAAUAGAAUACUUAUACUGACUAUAGAAAGGUAUAGGAAUGGAAUGGGGAUUACUACAGUAAAAUAUGUUGUAUAUUAUGAGGCACAGCAAAUGGAGUACUUAUGUUUGUAAGGGAAGUACAAAGGUUUUUAUAUUAUAUGGGUUAUAUUGGUUGCACUGAAAAUGCCUUACAAUACAUUCCACACCUCUAGUCAGAUGCAUAUUCAGAUAUUCAGAUGCAUAAUGUGCUUGAACGGAAUCAAAUAACAGUGUCUAUUCUGAGCAUAUUCAGUUCCAAAGUGCCUAUUGCAAAUAUAACAAAUUGAUAGAUCCUUAUUAAAACACACAGUCAGAUGCAAUGAUUCAUUUAUAUUUUGCAUCAUACCUUCUCUUUGUUCAUAAUCUAACCUUCACCCCUGAAUAAUUAUUGAUAGUCACCAGUUUGCUCUUUAAGUUCUGCCAUUCAAUUGCACAGCAACCUGGUCUUUUAUGUGGGGCUGUACUUCAUCUGCACUGCUAAUAGUGGGAUACAAGUAGUUCAAGAGCUGAGAGUUGCAUUACUGCAACAACUGGAAAGACAAGUGAUCAGUCCCUGCUUUGAGCUCAUUAGAAAUGCUGCUUCCAUCAUUAAAAUCUCCACUAUGACCCAUACAAACAAAAAUUCCUACUGCCUUACAUAAGAAAGAGAAAAGUCAGUACAGGUAUGGGACCUGUUAUCCAGAAUGCUCGGGACCUAGGGUUUUCCGGAUAAUGGAUCUUUCCGUAAUUUGGAUCUUCAUACCUUAAGUCUAUUAGAAAAUCAUGUAAACAUUAAAAAAACCCAAUAAGAUGGUUUUGCUUCCAAUAAGGAUUGAUAAUAUAUUGGUUUGAAUCAAGUACAAGAUACUGUGUUAUUACUACAGAGAAAAAGGAAAUGAUGUUUACAAUUAGGCGUAUGUUAUUAUAAUGGAGUCUAUGGGAAGUGUCCUUUUUAUAAUUCUGAGCUUUUUGGAUAACAGGUUUCAGGAUAACAGAUCCCAUACCUGUACUUGGUUUAAAUCCAGAAGUUCAAAGAUUCAUUUACUUUUAAAGCUGUGUUUCUCUACAAUAUUGCUGGAUGGGCUACAACUUAUAUUGUUAUAUAACUAUUUAAGGCUCCAUCAGUACUGGAAGGAUAAAAUGUCAUAAUGCAAUCACAGAUAUUGUCUUAACAUCUUCUUUUUGUAGAAGGAAUCUUUAUUUCCCAUAGUGCUAUGGGGCUGUGUAAAAUAGUAUAUGUUCAUACAAAAAAGUGUAUUUAUUCUUAUUUUUGAAUUGUACAACAUUUUAUUAAAAUGGUAGUGCCUUAAAUUAGAUAAAUUAAUAUUUUAUGACUUUGUUGCACAAGUUUAUAAAAAAUAAACACAACCAAGACAAAAUGACCAAGGUAAAUAAUAAACAAAGGCUAUCUGA
Messenger RNA from Xenopus laevis (African clawed frog), 4435 nucleotides. It is a transcript of the gene trabd2b.S, whose product is annotated as Trab domain containing 2B S homeolog. The transcript has 7 exons. Gene Ontology annotation, cellular component: plasma membrane; membrane. The record is from RefSeq and is a predicted model, not a curated record. Lineage: Eukaryota; Metazoa; Chordata; Amphibia; Anura; Pipidae. Bases 434 to 1993 code for a protein of 519 amino acids. Gene Ontology annotation, molecular function: metalloendopeptidase activity; endopeptidase activity; Wnt-protein binding. Gene Ontology annotation, biological process: negative regulation of Wnt signaling pathway.